CCGCGUCCCGGGUGUUGCUCUCCUCUCUGCUCCCCCGCGCCCGCCGCCUCGGUCUCCGCCAUGCUCUCCGUCCGCGUCCCGCUCGCCACCCUCGCCGACCAGCAGCAGCUGCAGCUGUCGCCGCUGAAGGGGCUCAGCCUCGCCGACAAGGAGAACACGCCCCCAAGCCUCAGCGGGACCCGCGUGCUGGCCAGCAAGACCGCCAGGAGGAUCUUCCAGGAGCCCGCCGAGCCGAAGCCUCCGGCGCCUGCCGCUGGCGUGGAGGACGAGCCCCUGCUGCGGGAGAACCCGCGCCGCUUCGUGGUCUUCCCCAUCGAGUACCAUGACAUCUGGCACAUGUAUAAGAAGGCCGAGGCGUCCUUUUGGACCGCGGAGGAGGUGGACCUCUCCAAGGACAUCCAGCACUGGGAAGCCCUGAAGGAGGAGGAGAGAUACUUCAUAUCCCAUGUGUUGGCGUUCUUUGCGGCAAGCGAUGGCAUCGUCAAUGAGAAUCUGGUGGAGCGGUUCAGCCAAGAAGUUCAGAUCACAGAAGCCCGCUGUUUCUAUGGCUUCCAAAUCGCCAUGGAAAACAUACACUCGGAGAUGUACAGUCUCCUGAUUGACACAUACAUUAAAGACCCCAAGGAAAGGGAAUUUCUCUUUAAUGCCAUUGAGACGAUGCCUUGUGUCAAGAAGAAGGCGGACUGGGCCUUGCGUUGGAUUGGGGACAAAGAGGCGACCUACGGAGAACGCGUCGUGGCCUUCGCUGCGGUGGAGGGCAUCUUCUUCUCUGGCUCUUUCGCGUCGAUUUUCUGGCUCAAGAAACGAGGACUCAUGCCCGGGCUGACGUUCUCCAACGAGCUGAUCAGCAGGGAUGAGGGUUUGCACUGCGACUUUGCCUGCCUGAUGUUCAAACACCUGGUACACAAGCCGUCGGAGCAGAGAGUCCAGGAGAUCAUCAUCAACGCUGUUAGGAUAGAGCAGGAGUUCCUCACCGAGGCCUUGCCCGUGAAGCUCAUUGGCAUGAACUGCGCCUUGAUGAAGCAGUACAUCGAGUUCGUGGCGGACAGGCUGAUGCUGGAGCUCGGCUUUAGCAAGGUGUUCAGAGUGGAGAAUCCGUUUGACUUCAUGGAGAACAUUUCACUGGAAGGGAAGACCAACUUCUUUGAGAAGAGAGUGGGCGAGUAUCAGAGGAUGGGGGUGAUGUCGAGCCCGACGGAGAACUCCUUUACCCUGGAUGCCGACUUCUAAACGAACCCCAAGGAUGUGCUCUUAGUUUUCCCCCUCAUCAGAAAAAAAAGAAUGGGAAAAGUGUCCCGAGCUGCACCACGAACUGUCCUAGUGUUAAUGCCUGGUGUCUGUAGCUACCUCAGCGUGCUGUUCCGUAGUGCCGCGCUGUCUUCCAGGAGGGACGCUGCGGCAAAAGCCACCCGGACACUUAGGAGAGGCAGUCUGCCCUCGGGCGGGGGACCCUCAGCCAGCCCACCAGGAGGCCACACAGUGGCUGCCACAGACAGGUGCAGGGUGUCGGCCUCACUGCCUCAAAGCAGACUCUGAGGGUUUACUUGAGCAGCUUGUAUAUGAAGCCAGCACUUUACACAGACGUUGUACUGUCGGGAAACGCCUGGUCAGCUUGGUUUCUCCCGAAUACAAAGUCUUAUGUUUACCACUAACGGGAACCAAUUCAAAAUUUACUCACUGAGCAACUAAAAAUAAGUUAAACUUGCAUCCACUAAAUCGGUCAUUUCUAACCUAUUGAAUGAAUCGAGGCAUCUGAUGAACUUCAGGUGGUCCUGCACGCCUUAGUCUGCCGAUGCCACUUAGGAAGCAGGUGGCUCCGGUGCAGCUGGGCCAGUGUCGGGCAAGACAGGCGCUAGGAGCUGGCGUGGCCUGGGGGACUGCUAGCCCCAGUGUUGGCCUGUGUGAGGGGCAGGGUCGUCAUCUCCAAGUGUUCUUCCAGCUUUGCUCGUAGAAGGUCCUUGCAGGGGCUUUUUGGGUGGGGUCUAAGAUAGCAUUGUGAAUCUCCCGAUAGGCGGGUUGUUUUGUUCAAGACUAAGGGCUUGCUCCUGUUCAAUGGUGAGACCAGGGCUGAACCGGCUCCCCUGGAGGCUGUUUGUGAUUCCGCUUGUGUGUCAGUAGGUACUGUUGGCUUGAGUUAGGGUAUGGUUACUACGUAUGUCCUUUUCAGUCUCACCUGUGGCUCAUACUGUGAAAAUCACCCCAUGUCAUCUUGAAGUUCAUAA
This is a messenger RNA of Lepus europaeus (European hare), 2222 nucleotides long. It is a transcript of the gene RRM2, whose product is annotated as ribonucleotide reductase regulatory subunit M2. Gene Ontology annotation, molecular function: ribonucleoside-diphosphate reductase activity, thioredoxin disulfide as acceptor. The transcript has 10 exons. The coding region runs from base 61 to 1230 and encodes 389 amino acids. The record is from RefSeq and is a predicted model, not a curated record. NCBI's taxonomy places the organism in Eukaryota, Metazoa, Chordata, Mammalia, Lagomorpha, Leporidae. Gene Ontology annotation, cellular component: cytosol. Gene Ontology annotation, biological process: deoxyribonucleotide biosynthetic process.